AUGAUUCUAUUACAUCAUAUCAAUCAUACAUUAUGGUAUGGAUAUUAUACAAUGAAAAUUUAUUUCUUAUCAGGAUUAUUAAUUAAUUUAAUUAUCAAUUUAUUAUCCAUCAAUUAUUGUAUUGAAAGUACUACAGUGACAACUGGAUCAUGUUUUGCCAAACGUUUAAAUAGUGGUAAUUGUAUUGGAUUAAUGGAAGAGAGUAUAUCACAAUUAGAAUGUUGUAAACGUGGUGGAUUCUAUUUAAAUCGUCAAAUAACUCAACAAGAAUAUUUAACGGAUCAUUUGUUAUUUGAAUCUGGUACACCAAAUUGUGUUCAAGCAUGUAAUGAAGAAUUACCUUCAACAUGUAAAGGAUAUGUAUGUCCUGAAGGACAUUAUUGUCGUAUGAUUAAUAAUGAACCAAAAUGUAAAUGUCGAUUACAAUGUAAUACAGCUGAUUAUUUAACUGGUCCAUUAUGUACAACUAAUUUAAGACGUUUUCAUAAUCAAUGUCAUUUAAAACAAGCACGUUGUAAAUUACCAAAAGAAAGUCUUGAAGUAAUUCCAUGUCCUGAUGAAGGUUUACGAUGUUCCGAUUUAAGUAUAUUAUCAGAAAAAAAUUUCCAUCUUAAUUCAUUAUUUAAAACUUUAUAUAAUGAUUAUGAAGAAGGAAAAGAUGUUUCGUCAUUACCAUCAUCGACUUCAUCAAUCUCAACAACAAAUACAAUACUACCAUCAUCAUCAUCAUCAUCAUCGACAACAGAUAAUCAAGACUAUACAAACAAUCUAGACGAUAAUAUCAUCAUUAUGAAUCGUAGAACAUCAACAGAUCUAAAUACAUAUAUAUCAAAUAUAGAUGAAUCUAUCUUUGAUGAAAAGACAAUUUAUUCUAAUGAUGAAUUAUCUAAAGAAUUAAUAUGUAAUACAAAUGAAUAUUGUUUAUUACGUCAAUUUGAUGGACGUCCAUCAUGUGAAUAUUGGGGUGAACAAUCAUGGAAAACAUUAAAUAAUUGUCCUGAAUCAACAUUUCAUGAACCAAUAUGUAGUACAAAUAAUCAAACAUUUUAUAAUAGUUGUGAUCUUAAAUUAGCUGGAUUAAAAAAUCAAUUAGAAGUAAGAAUAGCAUAUAAAGGAGAAUGUCGAAGUAAAGCUACUUGUUCUAAUAUCCAAUGUCCAAGAGCUGAAAUGAGAUGUAGUCCACAUCAUUUAACUGGUCAACCAAUUUGUAUGGAUUGUGCUAAACUACCAUUAGAUUGUAAUGCAUCAUUUAGAAAUGGACAAGAAACAUUAACUUCAGCAUCUUCAUCAUCAUCAUCAUCAUCUACAGGUAUACCAAAUAAAAGAAAAUCACAAGUAUUUGGUGAUCCUGUUUGGAAAACACCAGUUCAAACAUAUGGUUGGCCAGUUGUUUGUGGAUCAAAUGGAAAAACUUAUCGUAAUACUUGUUUUCUUCAUGUUGUCAAUUGUUUAAGUGAUAAAUUUGUUGAAUUAAGAAAACCGGAAUUCUGUAGUGAAACUAUUCCAUCAAGACAUAAUGAUUGGAGUAGACAUUUUGGUAAAUGA
Messenger RNA from Schistosoma mattheei, 1545 nucleotides. NCBI's taxonomy places the organism in Eukaryota, Metazoa, Platyhelminthes, Trematoda, Strigeidida, Schistosomatidae. The record is from the annotation of a GenBank genome assembly.